Molecule: messenger RNA, 1671 nt
Organism: Stereum hirsutum FP-91666 SS1
Lineage: Eukaryota; Fungi; Basidiomycota; Agaricomycetes; Russulales; Stereaceae
Product: ras-domain-containing protein
Exons: 5
Coding region: 225-911 (228 amino acids)
Biological process (GO): protein secretion; regulation of exocytosis
Molecular function (GO): GTP binding; GTPase activity
Source: RefSeq, a predicted model, not a curated record
CGUUGUCUCCUCACUGCUUAUCAUCGUGCACAUAAUUGCUCCCCCUUGGCUGGCAGAUAUAGACUGAGCACUUAAUACCUGAGCUUCUCCGAUUAUUAUUACUCUACCAGAUAUCUCUGCAUUCUUGACGACUUGGAGCUCGCCACCCAGUGUCAUUGAACGAAGCGUCUAGACCAAGACCAUAUAACUUCUCGCAAACACAUCAAUCAGAAAGUCACGACAUCAUGCCCUCUCAAGAAAGCAGCGCGCCCAUAAAUGUCAAGCUUCUUCUCAUCGGAAACUCCUCUGUCGGGAAGAGCAGUUUGCUGUUGAGGUUCUCAGACGAGCAGUGGUUACCAGAAGAUGAGGCGAGCGCGACGAUUGGUGUCGACUUUCGGGUACACAAGAUGGACGUGAAGGGGAAGAAGGUGAAGCUCAGUAUCUGGGAUACUGCAGGCCAAGAACGCUUCCGCACAAUAACAUCGUCAUAUUAUCGUGGCGCGCAAGGGAUUAUCCUAGUUUACGACGUUUCGAAUCGAGAGUCGUUCGACGCACUCCCGCGUUGGUUUUCCGAGCUCGAGACAUACGUCUCUAGCUCUGUCGUCAAGAUCAUUGUAGGGAACAAAGUAGACAAGGAAUACUCCCGUCAAGUUCCAACCGCCGAAGCCGAACAAUUCGCCGCCCGUCAAAACUGCCUCUUCGUCGAAGCCUCCGCAAAGACCUCAGUCGGAGUACGCGACGCCUUCCGGAACGUCGUAGCACAGAUCCUCGAUACGCCCGAACUCUGGGACUCCGCCGGGUCGAAAGCGGUGGCGAAGUCAAGCAGUAAGGGCGGUGCGGGCUCAGGGGCGGAGAGGACGAUGCCGGGGAAUAUUGAUUUGAGGGACGAGGGAGGGGCAGGAGAAGGUGCGGAGGGAGGGUGUAUGUGUUAGACUCCGGUUGUGUGGGCCCAUUAUUGUGAGGUCGGGCGAAUUCGAUGGUCUAUUUGUGUGGCGGGGAGUGUCAAUAGUGUGGCGCGAGGAUGGUGGGACGGUGGGGCGAGCAGGAGGACGUAAUGCGAUGAGAGUUCGGAGUGUUGGGUGUCGUGUGUGGGGUCGACAUGCUGGUGUUGAAACCUGGAUGCCGAUAUGUUCCAGCGCUAUCUACGUCCGGACCUCGGCCUCAUGCAUCACCCAUGUUCUGGGGCAGGGAGAUUUUGACGCUUUCAGUAUCUGGGGCCGCGUAUAUUGAAGCACGAGGUGGGAAAUACGUUGAUGCACGCCUUGGAGGUGUGGCUCUGGUAUGCAGAAAUGGUGCCACUUCCUUUGUUUUCCGAGUUAUUCCUGGUCAUGGCUUGCGUGGCCCUGCACUGGAACGACACGCUAGUUACGUGCUCCCAUCCCCUGCUUUCUCCAUUCCUUGCCUGGCUUAUCUUCGUCUGCAUGGUUAAUACGUGGUAUACACACUUCACACAUCCAUGGAUAUUUCGACGCUCUGGCUCUGAUUGGAUACUAGUUCUUUACGCUACGAUACGCCCACGACCAUACAUGUAUACACUUUCUGAUUCGUUGCCGGGUUGCUCACUCCCUGAUCCUCAUGCACUUUUUUCUUGAUCGUUCUUCUCUUUCUCUACAAAUAGUAUAUAAUGUAGCUUGCUUCUUGGGCUUGAGUGUUUGAGAGAGUAUAUAAUGUUCCUGUUCAGGCCUUCAAAAC